GUCGUCAUCACUGGGAACUUGGUGAUCGCCCCCUGCGCAAUAAGACGCAGUAGGCGCCUAUUCUUCACUGCGCGUUUGCUUUCACUGCUGCUCGUUCGCUUCUUCAGUACAUCCUUUCUCCCGUUACACAUUAGCUGGUGCACGCAGCCGGGUACGCCAGAGCCGACUGCGACUCGUUGCGCCGCAGAUUUCAGCAGCCACCGCACCGACCGGCGUGCGGCACAUCUCAUAUAGCAGCGCGUCGACCGCCUCCUGCAGUACAGAGUCCUAAUGAAGAUCUCGAUAUUUUUUGCCGCCCAGCUGGUGUCGUCAGCGGCUGCGCUGGAGCUUGCGGCGCGAGAGAACCCCAGAGUCGUCGGGCUCGACAUCCAGCGCCGCAAUGUGCCCGACCCCGUCGCCCGCGACCUGCGCCGCCGCCAGUCAACGGUGCAGCAGACGCUCGACAACCUCGAGACGCUGUACUUUGCCAAUGCGACCAUGGGCACGCCGCCGCAGUCCUUCCGCCUGCACAUCGACACGGGGAGCAGUGAUCUGUGGAUGAACGCGGCCAACUCGCGGCUAUGUACGGAGCAGGGCAAUCAGUGUGGUGACUCUGGCACAUACAACGCCAACGACUCGUCGACGUACGAGUUCGUCAACAACGCCUUCAACAUCUCCUACGUCGACGGCUCCGGCGCAGCUGGCGACUACGCCACCGACACCUUCCGCUUCGGCGGCCAGACCAUCCGCGACAUGCAGUUCGGCAUCGGCUACAUCUCGUCGUCGCCCGAGGGCAUUCUGGGCAUCGGCUACACCAUCAACGAAGUGCAGGUCAACCGCUUCGGACUCGACGAAUACCCCAAUCUGCCGCAGAAACUCAAGGACGACGGCACAAUCUCCACCAACGCCUACUCCCUCUGGCUCAACGACCUCGACGCCUCCACGGGCUCCAUCCUCUUCGGCGGCGUCGACACCGCCAAAUACACGGCCCCACUGCGCACCCUCCCCAUCGCCCCCGAGCAAGCCACCUUCGCCGAAUUCAUCAUCAUCCUGACCGACAUGGGCACAAUCGCGCACCCCACCUCCCUCUUCUCCGGCUCCAACGUCCCCGUCCUCCUCGACUCCGGCUCCAGCCUAACCUACCUCCCCGACCCCGUCGCCAGCGCGCUGUACACCUCGCUCGGCGCGCGCUACGACACGCGCCAAGCCUCCGCCUUCGUGUCCUGCGACCUCGCGAACCAGUCCGGCGGCCUCGCCUUCGGCUUCAGCGGCGUCACCAUCGAAGUCCCCUGGAACGAACUCGUCAUCACCGCCGCCGUGAGCCGCGGCACGCCCGUGUGCAUCCUCGGGAUCGCGCCCGCCGGGUCCGGCACCAGCGUGCUCGGCGACACGUUUCUGCGCUCCGCGUACGUCGUGUACGAUCUCGAGCGCAACGCGAUCUCGCUCGCGCAGACUGUGUUCAAUGCCUCCGCGUCCGAUGUAAAGGAGAUCGCUAACGACGGCGUGCCGGGUGCGAGUGUGGUGCAGGGCGCGGUGUCGACGGCGGCGGUCGGCACGCAGGGGCUCAGGAUGGCGAAUUCGACGCAGACGUCAACGGGCGGGGGCCCGAUGGUUACGGCGGGGCCGUGGGUGGUGGGGAUGGGGCUUGCGGGCGUGGUGAUGGGGUUCAAUGGGUUUUAG
Messenger RNA from Boeremia exigua, 1659 nucleotides. RefSeq names its product aspartic peptidase domain-containing protein. The coding region runs from base 271 to 1659 and encodes 462 amino acids. NCBI's taxonomy places the organism in Eukaryota, Fungi, Ascomycota, Dothideomycetes, Pleosporales, Didymellaceae. Gene Ontology annotation, biological process: proteolysis. The transcript is spliced from 2 exons. The record is from RefSeq and is a predicted model, not a curated record. Gene Ontology annotation, molecular function: aspartic-type endopeptidase activity.